This is a messenger RNA of Nelumbo nucifera (sacred lotus), 1790 nucleotides long. Its product is annotated as putative glutamine amidotransferase GAT1_2.1. Gene Ontology annotation, molecular function: hydrolase activity, acting on carbon-nitrogen (but not peptide) bonds, in linear amides. Gene Ontology annotation, cellular component: cytosol. The record is from RefSeq and is a predicted model, not a curated record. Lineage: Eukaryota; Viridiplantae; Streptophyta; Magnoliopsida; Proteales; Nelumbonaceae.
CGUUAAUCCGCGGCGCAUAAACUUAGUGCAUCUGGACUCUCUCUUCCUUCUGGUUCCAAAGAAUCAGUCAGCCCCGUUCAGAAAAAUAGUAAACAAAAUCAUCUUCUAACUUAACAAACCUAAACCUUAUCUUGCUAGCUAGAUUUCUCUUUCUUAUUUUUUUUUAGUUGGACAGGCUGCCAGACGCAGAGACCAGAGAAUAUGCUUAUAAGAUUUUCGAUCGUGUUAUAAAUCUGUGUAGCAAAGAAAAUCUGAAAAGCAUUAUCUGUAGCAAAGAAAACUUGCAGUAUCCCAUCACAGCCAUGGUUACCGAUCUAUCCAAGAUCCUCCCUAGGGUUCUCAUUGUCUCCAGACGAAGCGUUCGUAAGAAUAAGUUCGUCGAUUUCGUGGGUGAAUACCAUCUCGAUCUCAUAGUAGGCUAUGGGGCGGUGCCAGUCAUUGUUCCAAGAGUCACCGGAGUCCAUAUGUUAUUGGACAGCUUCGAACCAAUUCAUGGUGUUCUCCUUUGCGAAGGCGAAGACAUUGACCCAUCUCUCUACGAACCUGAAACGUCGGGGCUUUCACCAGAGGAGCUUGAAGAAAUAAAGCGAUUGCAUGCAAGUGAUACGGCCAUUGAUCGAGAGAAGGAUUCUAUCGAACUACGGCUCGCAAAACUUUGUCUUGAGAGGAAUAUACCCUACAUGGGGAUCUGUAGGGGAUCACAAGUCCUUAACGUCGCAUGUGGGGGUACCCUUUAUCAAGACAUAGGGAAAGAGCUCUCAAAGAAAUGCCAAGAGGGUCAGAGUGUGGCUCACAUCGAUUACGAUAACUACGACGGGCAUCGGCAUGCCGCGAAGGUGGUGGAGAACACCCCCUUGCAUGACUGGUUCAAGGAUUCCCUGGACGAGGGGAAGAUGGAGAUUUAUGUCAAUAGCUAUCAUCAUCAAGGUGUCAAGAGAUUGGCACAACGAUUUGUUCCAAUGGCUUUCGCUCCUGAUGGUCUGGUUGAAGGAUUCUAUGAUCCUGAUGCGUAUAAUCCUGAAGAGGGUAAGUUCAUAAUGGGCCUCCAAUUUCAUCCAGAACGAAUGAGAAGAUCAGACUCGGAUGAUUUCGAUUAUCCAGGUUGCCCAUCUGCCUAUCAGGAAUUUGUGAAGGCGGUCAUCGCAUAUCAGAAGAAGCUGAAUAACGCAGCCAGUGUGCCUAAUGCUCUAAAGCUCGAUCUAGAAAUGGAGAAGAAGAGAAAGAUUAUUGUCCGAAGCUUUUCCAUUGCGAGAGACAUGUAUGAUGCUAGACGGGAGACAUCCCCAUCAGGAGAAUCUGAUCUUGAAGCUGGAGCCGAGUUCCUGGAGUCGAACAAAGCUUUGAGUUUACAACAGGAGAAGAGACUGAAACAAAUGGGAGCAACAGUUAGGAAUGCCUCUUCGUAUAUGGAGAGGUUGAAGAUGAAUGAAGAGAGGGAGAGGGUAGCAAGGAAUGUAAUGGCGAAGAUGUCAGUGGACCAGUUGUCUGAUCUGAUGUCCUUCUACCGCAUGAUGGGUCAGAUUUGCUCGGAGGUGUUAGAGAGGAAGCUUCAUGACCUUGUCAAUGAAGUUGGCCACUGAGUUUCUCGUCUGCGGCAGGAUUCCUUAAGAAGGAUGCACUUGGAUCUCAGGCCUCUCACAUGGAACUGGCGUUGCCUCCCCUUCUAAUUUGUGUAUAUUUUAUUUUUUUUGUCUCUUCUUUUUCACGUCUUCUGUCUUGAUUGAUUCCUCAUUAAGGUUGUAUUAUCAAAACAAAAUAUGAAUUUCCUGCAUUUUUAACCUUUAUGGCAA